Messenger RNA from Vicia villosa (hairy vetch), 3336 nucleotides. Its product is annotated as ATPase 8, plasma membrane-type-like. Gene Ontology annotation, molecular function: P-type proton-exporting transporter activity; ATP hydrolysis activity; ATP binding. NCBI's taxonomy places the organism in Eukaryota, Viridiplantae, Streptophyta, Magnoliopsida, Fabales, Fabaceae. Gene Ontology annotation, biological process: proton export across plasma membrane; regulation of intracellular pH. The coding region runs from base 152 to 3091 and encodes 979 amino acids. The record is from RefSeq and is a predicted model, not a curated record. Gene Ontology annotation, cellular component: plasma membrane. The transcript has 12 exons.
UCUUCCAACAUCAGAAACUUUACUUUUUGAUUUGUUCCACCCUUCUCCGGGCCUCUCUAUUGGGAGCCCUAAGGAAGGUGGAGCUCGUCUUGAGCUCUUUUUGAAAGUAAAAUUUUAUUAGGAAGAAGACGGAUUUUAUAGCAUUCAUAUAAUGUCGUCUGAUAAUCUUUUUGAAGACCUCAAGAAAGAGAAUGUUGAUCUCGAAAAUAUUCCUAUUGAGGAAGUUUUCAAGCAGCUAAAAUGUAGCAAAGAAGGUCUAACAUCAGCUGAGGGAGAGAGUAGGCUAGUGAUAUUUGGUCCUAAUAAAUUAGAAGAGAAAACAGAAAGCAAGUUCCUUAAGUUCUUGGGUUUCAUGUGGAAUCCGUUAUCAUGGGUUAUGGAGGUUGCUGCUCUUAUGGCCAUUGGAUUGGCCAAUGGAGGGGGCAAGCCAGCGGAUUGGCAAGAUUUCGUUGGUAUUGUUGUGUUGCUUAUCAUCAACUCAACCAUUAGUUUCAUUGAAGAAAACAAUGCAGGUAACGCCGCAGCAGCUUUGAUGGCCGGUCUUGCACCUAAAACCAAGGUGUUGAGGGAUGGAAAAUGGACUGAGCAAGAGGCGGCGAUUUUGGUGCCAGGAGAUUUGGUGAGCAUCAAGUUGGGAGAUAUUGUUCCGGCUGAUGCUCGUCUCUUGGAAGGAGAUGCUCUUAAGAUUGACCAAUCUGCACUUACUGGUGAGUCACUUCCGGUUACCAAGAACCCUGGUGAUGAAGUCUUCUCUGGUUCAACCUGCAAACAAGGUGAGAUUGAGGCUAUUGUCAUUGCCACUGGUGUCCAUACUUUCUUCGGAAAGGCUGCUCACCUUGUGGAUAGCACCAACAAUGUUGGUCACUUCCAAAAGGUGUUGACAUCGAUCGGAAACUUCUGUAUCUGCUCCAUUGCAAUAGGAAUGUUGAUUGAGAUUAUUGUGAUGUACCCCAUUCAAGAAAGGCCAUAUAGAGAAGGUAUUGACAAUUUGUUGGUUCUUCUCAUCGGAGGUAUCCCAAUCGCCAUGCCAACGGUUUUGUCCGUGACAAUGGCUAUUGGCUCUCACCGUUUGUCUCAGCAAGGAGCUAUUACCAAGAGGAUGACAGCUAUUGAAGAAAUGGCUGGGAUGGAUGUUCUCUGCAGUGACAAGACCGGAACUCUCACACUUAACAAACUCUCUGUUGACAAAAACUUGAUUGAGGUGUUUGUUAAUGGCGUAGACAAGGACGGUCUUCUCUUGGCUGCUGCCAGGGCUUCUAGGGUUGAAAACCAAGAUGCCAUUGAUGCUUCAAUCGUUAAUAUGUUGGGUGAUCCCAAGGAGGCAAGAGCCGGAAUCACUGAGGUGCAUUUCUUGCCCUUCAAUCCAGUCGGUAAACGCACUGCUAUUACAUACGUUGAUGGCGAGGGAAAUUGGCAUAGAUGCAGCAAGGGUGCUCCUGAACAAAUUAUUGAGCUUUGUGAACUCAAGGGAGAGACUUUGAAAAAGGCCCACAAAAUCAUUGAUCAGUUUGCUGAACGAGGUCUGCGUUCAUUGGCUGUUUCUCGCCAGACUGUUUCAGAAAAGACCAAGGAGAGUGAAGGAGAUGCAUGGGAGUUUUUGGGUCUCAUGCCACUCUUUGACCCUCCUAGACACGACAGUGCCGAGACUAUUCGACGUGCUCUUGACCUCGGAGUUAAUGUUAAGAUGAUCACUGGUGACCAACUUGCCAUUGGAAAAGAAACCGGUCGCAGACUCGGAAUGGGAACCAACAUGUAUCCUUCAUCAUCCCUUCUUGGUGAUAACAAGGACCCCGCCAUUGCAUCAAUCCCAAUUGACGAUCUCAUUGAGAAGGCUGAUGGAUUUGCCGGAGUCUUCCCUGAACACAAGUACGAGAUUGUGAAGAGGCUGCAAGAUAGAAAACACAUCUGCGGUAUGACUGGUGAUGGUGUGAACGACGCACCCGCAUUGAAGAAAGCAGACAUCGGUAUCGCUGUUGCUGAUGCAACUGAUGCUGCAAGGAGUGCUUCCGACAUUGUUUUGACAGAGCCAGGACUAAGUGUGAUUGUGAGUGCUGUGUUAACUAGCAGAGCCAUCUUCCAAAGAAUGAAAAACUACACAAUCUACGCUGUUUCUAUCACCAUCCGUAUCGUGUUUGGAUUCAUGCUUGUUGCUUUGAUCUGGAAGUUUGAUUUCUCACCCUUCAUGGUCCUCAUCAUUGCCAUCUUGAAUGACGGAACCAUCAUGACCAUCUCUAAGGAUAGAGUGAAGCCAUCACCAGUGCCCGACUCAUGGAAACUCAAAGAAAUCUUUGCUACCGGAAUUGUUCUUGGAUCUUACAUGGCCAUCAUCACUGUUGUGUUCUUCUAUUUAGUUCAUGACACCGAUUUCUUUACCGUAAGUAAUUCUACCAGUUCCAAAUUCAAUAAUGUCGUUUUAGCAUAUAAAAAUUGUUUCAAUGUUUCAUCUCGUUUUUUGUUUCAGAGAGUUUUCGGUGUGAAGCCAAUCGGAGACAGUAACGGUCAUCUUAACUCAGCUCUCUACCUUCAAGUCAGUAUUAUCAGUCAAGCACUCAUCUUCGUGACAAGGUCAAGGAGUUGGUCUUACGUCGAACGCCCCGGCUUUUUGCUUCUCGCAGCCUUCUUUGCUGCACAACUGGUGGCCACUGUCAUUGCUGUCUAUGCACAUUGGGGAUUUGCAAGAAUCAAUGGCAUUGGUUGGGGAUGGGCAGGAGCUAUCUGGAUCUUCAGCAUUGUUACUUACAUUCCUCUCGACAUCCUUAAAUUCAUGAUCCGAUUAGGAUUGUCCGGAAGGGCAUGGGACAACAUGCUCGACAAUAAGACCGCAUUCACAACCAAGAAGGACUACGGAAAAGGCGAGAGGGAAGCUCAAUGGGCACUGGCACAACGCACGCUCCACGGUCUUAAAGUUCCAGAAUCACAUAUGAACAACAACAAUCACCAUGAACAAUCAUCUGAUAUGGCAGAACAAGCCAAGAGACGCGCCGAGGCUGCUAGGCUGAAAGAGCUUCAUACACUCAAGGGACAUGUUGAGUCUGUGGUGAAGUUGAAGGGUCUUGACAUUGAUACCAUUCAACAACAUUACACACUCUAAAUCAAUUUCAAGGGAUGCAAAUAUUCCUAGCCUAUUUAUCAAUCAAUUAUACAAAACAUAGUGGAGCAAAUGAAACGAUGUAUCUUAGAGCUCUCUAUACAUUCCCAUUUUUUCUCUCUCCAUGGAUGCGACAGUUUUAUGCAAUGCUAUAAAAUAUGAAAAUGUUGUAGCUGGUCACUUUUUAAUCUACCAGUGAAAAAAUAAAUAAGAAAAUUAUACUGAACAAUUUUGCAUUCUUUUUAGAA